Molecule: messenger RNA, 4092 nt
Organism: Closterium sp. Naga37s-1
Lineage: Eukaryota; Viridiplantae; Streptophyta; Zygnematophyceae; Desmidiales; Closteriaceae
Source: the annotation of a GenBank genome assembly
GAGCGGUGGGGGUUCACAAAGCGGGACCUGGAGGAGGAGAGAGAGGCGUACUUCAACCACAGCCCCACCGCUGCUGCUGCCGCUGCCGCUGCUGCCGCUGCUGCUGGUGCAGCGGGCAGUGCGGAGCCAUCGCUGGUGCAGGUGGCAGAUGAGAUCUUUGGCGCUCAGAUCCUGGUGGCGCGCACGCAUGGUGCCGAUGCGGAGGAUGGGGAGGGCGAGGGGGAUGAGGGGGAUGGGGGUGAAGAGGAUGGAAGGGGUGAGGGUGGGAGGGGACGAAGGGGAGGGAGGGGAGGGAGGGGAGGGCGGGGAGGGCGGGGAGUAGUGGGAAGGGCGGGUGGAAGGGAGAGAGGGAGGGGUGCGUGUAGGGGAGGGAUGAGGGUGGUGAGGCGGGACACGUCAGUGACGGCCGGCAGAGAGGUAAUCGACCUGGAAGGGGGUGAGAGCGGGGAGAGAGAGGGCAGGGGCGAAGGUGGGGAGAGGGGUGAGAGGGGCGAAGGGGCGGAAAGGGACGAGGAGGCCGAGGGGCAGCUGGGGCGGCGGAGGGGCCAGGGCGGGUCAGGGGAGCGGGCGCAGCAGGGCAGGGAGCAGGCAGGUGGGGGGACAGGCGAGGAGGGCGAUGGGGGCUGGGUGUCACAGGCAGAGGCAGCAGAGGCAGAUGGCUGGCAGGGCGGAGCAGAUUUGCUGGCAGGCACAGCAAGAGGCGCAGCAAGGGAGCGCGCGAGGAGGAAGGCGGUGCAGCCCAGCCGAGAGCUGCUGGCGCUGGCACUGGCAGAGGCUGGCGUGGCAGGGGGGCAGGCGGGUGCAGGCAUGCAGGCAGCAGGUGGGACUGACUCGGAUGCUGCAGCAGGCACAGUGGCAGAUGAGGGAGUCAGAAGGGCGGCGCCGCCAGCAGGGGCAGCAGUGAGGGGUGCAGCAGCAGCAGCAGCAGCGAGAGUGCGAGGGAUGCAGGUUGAUGUGGAGGCGGCAGUGGCAGCAGCAGGGGAGCUCCGCCUGGACCCCCCCAGCCAUGACGCCAGUGGUGGCGACGCCCAUGCUGGUAAUGCUGGUAGGCGCCAUGCGGACAGGCAGCGUGCUGCAGCGAGGGAGAAGCGGGCGCUGGGUGGGAACGGCAAGCACCGGGCGGCAAUCAGUCUGCGGCUGAAGCGAGUGAUCUGCAUGCUGAGGGCCGCCCGCCCCGACAUGCGGGCCAAAGACAUCCUCCGCCUCGUGCACUGCGCCUUCGCUGCCCCCGCCCGCCAUCCCCAAGCAUCCCCCACCACCACCUGUGCCACCGCCGCUGCUGCUGGCAGGGCAGCGAGCUUGGCAGAGGGGGGAGUUGCGGCGGGUGGCGUGGAGGCGGCGGGAGCGGCAGCGCUGGAUGUGGCGGCGGUGCGGCGCAUUCUGAGGAAGAGCCACGGCCCGCCCACGGCGCCACCCUCAUCCGCCCUGCCCGCCCACGGCGCCACCCUCAUCCGCCACCGCAGUGGCGCACACCCCCAGGUGCAGGCGGCCGUGGCAGCGUGGGUGCGGGCCAUGGAGGCAUGGUACGGGCAAGAGGCCCUGCGGUGGGAUGAUGUGUUGGAGUAUGCGAGACAGGUGGGGCCGCACAUGGGCGUGGGCGAGGGGUUCCGGUAUAGCCGCCACUGGGCUCGCAAGGCCCUGCUGCGGCACGGGCUUGGGAGCAGCUGGGGCAAGCAGGUGGAGCAUGGGGGUGGGAAGAAGAAAGGUGAGGAGAGAGGAGAUGGGGGAGAGAUGUCGAUUGAUGGUAGCACCACUGAUGCGGGGGGAGAGCAGCAGCAGGAGGGCCCGGUGGACCGCCUGCAGCGCCUGGCGGAGCAGUGGGCUGCUGAGCCCACAGGGGGCACGCCGGGGCAGGUGCAGGGGCGCACAGGGGAGGGGGCGGACGGCAGGAAGCGGCGGUGGCGCCACACGGUGGUGCCGCCCGCUGUGAAGCUCGCCAUGUGCGCCCUCGCCCGCGCCCUCCCCUCCCUCCCCUCCCAGGCCAUCGCCCGCGUUGUUGGCGCCAGGUGUGUUGUGCCACUGUUGGCGCCAGGUGUGUUGUGCCACUGUUGGCGCCAGAGUCCUCUGUCCUUUCUCGCUGUUAUUGCUGCUUCUGGUGCCUUCCACAUUCUCUUGCCUCCCUCUCUCCCUUCACGCUCCACACCUCUUCUCCCUGUGGGUCCCUCCCCUUUGGCAUGGCGUGGCGUGGCAUGGCGUGGCAUGGCGUGGCAUGGCAGGUACGGCGUGCGGGUAACGAACGUGUGGCUGCCAGCGGUGCUGCUGAGGGAGGACGACUGGAGGCAGCUGGUGCAGCUCUCCCGCGCUGGCAGGCCGGGCGCCGUCAGACUGCGCCCUGCUGAGACCCGCCUGGAGGAGGCUCUUGCGCUCGCAGUGAGGAAGGCUAUAGCGAGGAUGGAGGAGGACAGGCGAGCUGCAGGGGGUGGUGGGGGGGGCGAGGUGGGGAGCAGAGGGGGGCCGGGGGCGGGGCAGCAGCAGGUGUGUGUGAGGGCGGUGCAGGAGUAUCCGAGGCGGCUGGCCCCGCUGGUGGGGGUGGGUCGGAGAUUCACUUGCAGCCUGGCAUGGGUGCAGCAGUUCAUGCAGCGCUGGGGGUUCUUCCCCCCUGGUGGCGCGGGAAGAGCAGGUGGUGGGGCGAGAGGGCGAGGGGGCGGGCUGGGUGGGAGGAGAGGGGAGGAAGGUCGGGCGGAGGACGAGUUUGAAGAAAGGGGGGGAGGGGAGGGGGAGGAGAGUGAGGGGCAGGGAGGAGUGAGGGCGAGGAUAAGGGGGAUACUGGACGAGCGGUGUGAGGUGAAGGAGGAGGAGGUGGCAGCGCUGGUGGCGCUGGCAGAGGAGCAGCGGGAGAGGCGCGCUCAGAUCAAGGCGAGUGGGCGCCGGCUGACUGACGUGCGCGAGGAGGAGUGGAUACAAGGGGGGCGGCAGGAUGGUGGUGUGAGCACGCUGCUGGCAUCGCUGGCCGGCGUGCGGGUGGCAUCUGCCGCCCAGGCCACCCCACAGCUGCAUUCUGCGUGGGCUGCCCUUGCCGCAGCCACCCCCUUCCCCGGGAAGCUCACAGCCCACUGGGUAGCAGCGGUGGGGCGCGCAUGGCGGAGGCUUGAGAGGACCCGUGUGGUGGUGUGGGAGGGGGGUGAGGGGAGUGAGAGCAGUGAGAGCAUGAGCGUAGAGGAAAGUGGAGUGAGGAGCAGUGAGGAGUGGGAGUCGAAGGAGGGGAUAGUUGGCGCGGUGGCAGGGAGGAGCGCAGGAGGGGGCAUGCGUGGUGGGCGAGGGCGGAAGAGAAGGAGGAGCGGGGAUGCGCAGGACGGUGUGGUGGCCCACGCCCGUGAUGGCAUCCCCGCUCCUUCUCAUCACAGGGAUGAGCAGGAGGGGGUGGUGGCAUCACGGGCCGGGGCAGCAGCAGCGGCGAGUGGGGCGGCCAUGGCAGGCAGGGGAGCAGCAGGCGGAGGGCAGUUGGCAGCAGGUGGGCAGGGGUCAGCGGGCGGGGAGGGGUCAGCGGGCGGGGAGGGGUCAGCGGGCGUGGCAGCACCGCUGCUGGCCCCGGAGCUCAUAGUGGCAGCAGCCCUCCGAGCUGCUCUCGCUCCCCACCCCAUGCCUGCCCCUCUUGCUGCUCACGCCCCGCGCUUCCCUUUCCCCCACACUGUGCCACCUGCCACCACCGCACUCCACUCCCUUGCACAGCUGCUUGCUGGCUUGCCAUCCGCCCUUCUCCCUGUCACCCGGCCGUACGGCUUUGGCUGGGGCCAGCCGCUACUCACUGCCGCUCCCCCUUCCUUCCACGUACCUCGCUCUCUCCCAACGCCGCCUCCCCCCCGUUAUACAGCAGCUUUUUCGGCGCAAACAGCUGUUUCGGCGCAAGCAGCUAUUUCGGUGCAAGAAGCUGUUUCGGUGCAAGCAGCUGUUACUGCCUCUCCACCUCUUGCUGCUGCCACCACUACAACUGAUGCUGCUAUCGGCAACAAUAGAUCGGCACUUUCAGCUGCGCCUGCGACCUCUGCCAUUGCACCUGCUGGUACGGCCACUGUAGUUGCUGCUAGAAUGUCUGCUCCAACAGCUGAUUCUGCUUCUGCUAUUGGUUCUGCCAUUCCCUCCCAGCAGUCUUGA